CGCUUGCGGCACUGACGGAGCCCGGUCAUCAAAACGUCGUCGUCGCGCUUGAAUCGAGAAUGUUUCUAUGUUUCUCAAAAUUCAACUGAUAUUCCAAGUACCAGUGUGUGUGUGUUUAGUGUGUGCUAAAGUGUCAAACUAUAUUUUAAAUAUAUCCAAAGUAUAUACCUGAUUUACCAAUUUCAAGCUGUUUGUUUGACUUGACAACUAUACAGUUUAGAAAGACCGUCGGCAAGUGCUCGGGUUUGUCUAUACAAAUACUGCAGUUUCUUAAUAACCCGAAAAAAUAACAACUAAAUAAAACUAUAAUCUGAAGAGAUCACAGCAACAUAUCUACCUUCCUGUAUUAUAGUGACAUUCGAUAAAUAGAACAACUGCUGAAACGCAAGUAAAUCGUUGAAAUCGCUGGAUUCGCUCUUGGAUUAUGGGCAUAUCGGAGGAGGUCAAGCUGGAGGAAUUACCGCAAGAAGCCAAGUUAGCACACCCACAUCCGGAUGCUGUUACCGAUCGUGAUCGUGAUCGGGAUCGUGCAUCGGUGACAGCUUCGGGUGCAGUGCCGAGCGGUGCUAGCGGUGGGACAAACAGUCCCAUUUCGGAUCCCAACAGCGAUUGCGAGGCAGAUGAAUAUGCUCCGAAGCGUAAACAACGAAGAUAUCGCACCACAUUCACCAGUUUUCAACUGGAGGAACUGGAGAAGGCAUUCUCUCGGACCCAUUAUCCCGAUGUGUUUACGAGAGAGGAGCUGGCGAUGAAAAUUGGAUUAACCGAGGCGCGGAUACAGGUCUGGUUCCAGAAUCGACGCGCCAAGUGGCGUAAGCAGGAAAAGGUUGGACCCCAGUCACAUCCAUAUAAUCCAUAUUUGCCCAGCGGCGCCGCCAGCAUGCAAACCGUGGUGGGUGCCGCCCUGCCCCAUCCCUUCACCCAUUUGGGCUUCCAGCUGCGCAAACCCUUCGAUACGCCCGCCAAUUUGGCCGCCUUUCGCUAUCCGCACUUGUCGGCGGCCCCAAUGAUACCAUCGGGCUACUUCAAUCAGUUCCAGCGUGCACCACCGCACAUGCUGCCACCUGGCAUGGCAUCGAUGUAUUCGCCCUCGAGCUCGUUUCAAUCGCUGUUGGCCAACAUGACGGCGGUGCCACAUCCACGUGCCCCACCCAUGCCGUCGAUGGGCGCCAAGCCGCCCAUGUUGGUGGGUUCUCCGGAUCUGCACUCGCCCAAUAAUCAUAUGCUGGCCUCGCCUCCCCAUUCGCCGGGUUCGCAGCUGUCCCAGGCGGGUGCUGGUGCUGCUCCUCCUUCGCUGCCGCCGUCGCAGCUGUCGCCACAGCAGCUGGUGGGCAUCUCGCUCACACAUCAGGCACCGCCGCCCAGUUCGCCCACACAAUCGGCCCCUGUGGCCUUGACCUUGACGCACUCGCAUGCGCAUUCGCAUUCGGUGGCGCCACCCCAGCGUGCCGCAACGCCGCCCGAGGAUCGACGCACUUCCUCCAUUGCCGCGUUGAGGCUGAAGGCGCGAGAGCACGAGCUGAAACUGGAGCUGCUGCGCCAGAAUGGACACAGUGGCGAUGUGGUCAGCUAGCCAAGGAAGAGCAUCUCCUGUAGUCCUAAGCUUCUUCUCCUUCUGCUCCAUUUCUUCCACUUAAAUUAUUUGAAACGGAACUUGCAUUUUAUGUUUGUAACUGAAUCACGGAAUUUCCAUUAAUAAAGUUGAAACCACAGACGUCAAACUGUUUGUGAUUAACUAUAUACACAAAA
Drosophila innubila is the source of this 1749-nucleotide messenger RNA. It is a transcript of the gene al, whose product is annotated as homeobox protein aristaless. Gene Ontology annotation, biological process: regulation of transcription by RNA polymerase II. The record is from RefSeq and is a predicted model, not a curated record. Gene Ontology annotation, molecular function: RNA polymerase II transcription regulatory region sequence-specific DNA binding; DNA-binding transcription factor activity, RNA polymerase II-specific. Lineage: Eukaryota; Metazoa; Arthropoda; Insecta; Diptera; Drosophilidae.